AUCAAAUAAUUGAAACGAAUUCGCACUGUAACCUUAAAAACUAAAAUACAUAUAAUAAUAAUAGGCUAACAUAAAGUAGCUGUAGAUAAUGUAAGAUUAUACAUUUCUCUACAGUCUAAACUCAUUACUAAAUAGGCCUAAAAUUCAGUAUGAUGAAGAGCAAAACAGUUGGGCAUAUUUGUAAUUUUCGGUGGCAUUUUGCCCUGCAGUGAAUCCACAGCUUUGAUCGGUUGUCUUAUGCAAUCUUCAGAGAUCUCAGGAGAGAUCAUGGCAGCUCAGGCGUUGGUAAUUCAUACUGUCUGUUGAGCCUCUCCAACACAAACACAUCAGAGCAGCCUGUCUUUUACAUGUUCUUUCUCUAAAAAUGGAUUUAACCGGAUUGAGAUCCAAAGGACGACUUUUGUUAGUUUUGUGUGUAAGUUGUUACCUCUACACAUCCACCGAUGCUGAGGGGAGCUGCAAACUCAAGGCCAAGUUCAACCUGAGGGGUUAUAAAGAAGUGGUGAAGAAGACGGUGGUUAUCGGUGGCAUGUUUCCAGUUCAUCAACGCCUGGUUUCGACGGACAGCAACACCACGAUCCCUCCAGAGUCCUCGGAUUGCGAGGGCUUUAACUUCCGUACUUUCCGCUGGGCUCAGACCAUGCUGUUUGCCUUGAAUGAGAUCAACAACAGAACGGACCUGCUACCCCUAACUGAGCUGGGCUACGUCAUCUACGACUCCUGUUUCACCAUUUCCAAAGCUGUGGAGGGAACGCUCACCUUCCUGACGGGGCAGGACGAGGCCGUGCCCAACUACCGCUGUGGGGACGGACCGCCUCUCUCUGCUUUGGUGGGAGCCGGAGGCUCGGAUCUGUCCAUAGCCACAGCCAGGAUUCUUGGCCUCUACUAUUUCCCACAAAUGAGUUACGCGUCCUCAUGCUCAGUUCUUGAAAGCCGGUUUCAGUACCCCACCUUCCUCCGCACCAUCCCCAGCGAUGAGCACCAGUCUGUUGCAAUGGCAAAACUAGUGCUCCAUUUUGGCUGGACCUGGGUGGGUACCAUCGCGGCCGAGGACGAUUACGGGAAAUACGGAAUCAAGAGGUUCAAGGAGGUGGUGGAGGAGGCGGGAGUGUGCAUAUCCUUCUCCGAAACCCUCCCCAAGGUCUCCAACCCAGAGGCCAUCGAGCGCAUCGUGCAGGCAGUGCUGGAUUCCACGGCUAAGAUCAUCGUGGUGUUCUCCUCUGACGUGGAUCUGAGCCCACUAGUGGGGGAACUGCUGCGUAACAACGUCACCAACCGCACCUGGAUCGCCAGCGAGGCCUGGGUCACGUCGGCCGCCAUCUCCCGUCACCCCGACAUACUGCCUGUCCUGGGAGGCACUAUAGGGUUUGCGGUCAAGCGUGCGGAGAUACCCGGCCUGAAAGAGCACCUGCUGAGCAUUACUCCAUAUAACGACACGCUUACAGAAGAGUUUUGGGGGAUAGUCUUUAACUGUUCUCUGAAUUACACUCAAAUUUUGAGAGGCAUGAGGAGAUGCACUGGAGAAGAGAUGCUAGACAAGUUGAACAAUACAUACUCGGAUGUGUCGCAGUUAAGGAUUACGUAUAACGUGUAUAAGGCUGUAUAUGCCGUGGCACAUGCCCUACAUAACCUUGAGCACUGUGAAGAUGGCAGUGGCCCAUUUGAGAAUGACACAUGUGCUGACAUUAACAAAUUUGAGCCUUGGCAGCUCAUGUACUACCUGAAGAACCUGAGAUUCACCGUCCCUCACACCGGAGAGGAGAUAUACUUCAAUAAUGGUGACGUGGACGGCUUUUAUGAGAUCUUAAACUGGCAGAGUGAUUCAGACGGAGAGAUCACAUAUACACACAUUGGUUACUAUAACAGCACUGCACCUCUCGACGAGAUGUUGACUAUAAAUAAUGCCUCCAUCAUAUGGAACAAUGAUGUUCUGGAGACGCCGCGCUCUGUGUGCAGUGAACGCUGCCAGCCGGGCACCAGGAUGGGUAUCCGGCAGGGAGAACCGGUCUGUUGCUUCGACUGCAUCCCCUGUGCAGAUGGCGAGGUCUCGAACACGACAGAUGCACGAGGCUGUAUCCAGUGCGACGAGGACUAUUGGUCCAAUGCCAAUCACGACGAGUGUGUGCCAAAGACCAUCGAGUUCCUGGACUUUACCGAACCUCUUGGGAUCACGCUGAUCGCCAUCGCUGCAUUUGGGGCUCUGGCUACGAUUGUAGUCGCGGUCAUCUUCUUGAUUCACCUUAACACGCCUCUGGUGAAAGUCAACGACCCUCUGCUUACCUUCUCCUUGUUACUGGGUUUGGUGAUCACCUUCCUCUGCUCCAUUGUGUUCCUCGGUGAGCCUCAGAUGUGGUCGUGCAUGACCAGCCAGGUGGCGUUGGCCGUGGGCUUUGCUCUGUGCCUCUCUUCACUAAUGGGCAAAUCUGCUCUGCUCAUGCUGAGAGCCAGAGCCGUAAAAGCUGUCAAAAAUGCUACCAAGGCAGCUAAAGCAGCGGCGGCGGCCGCUGAGCAAAGUCCCGACACUGCCGUCAUCGCCCCGGCUAUUCCUCAGAAGAAUGACGUGGACCCCAUACAUCCCAGACACCAGAGGGCGAUAAUGAUAGUGUGCACCUUAAUCCAAGCAGUAGCUUGCACCGUGUGGCUGAUUCUGAUGCCUCCACACCCUGUAAAGAACACAGCCGCCCAGAACAUCAAGAUCAUCCUGGAGUGCGACACCGGAAACAUCAUCUUCAUCUGCUCCAUCUUCGCUUACGACAUUCUUUUGGCUCUGCUGACUUUCGCUUUUGCUUUUGUGGCACGAAAGCUGGAAGACCACUUCAACGAGGGCAAGAGCGUGACCUUUGGCAUGCUGGUGUUUUUCAUCGUUUGGAUCUCCUUCGUGCCCGCAUACCUGAGCACGCGGGGGAAAUUCAUGGUGGCGGUACAAAUCUUCGCAAUCUUGGCAUCAAGCUUCGGCCUGCUCGCGUGCGUCUAUCCCAAGUGCUACGUGCUGCUCGUCAAACCGGAGAGGAACAAAGAGGAGAUGAUGAUUCCUCGAGCCAAAUCACGUGACGCAGCCGCCAACGGAAGCUCUGCAUCGCUCGCCACCAUCAGCAGCUCCGCCAAUGCAACCGCUGUGUCCACCGUGUCUCUAGAUGACUGAAGCCACUCCCCGAAAAUGAUCUACUGUGUCACUCUGAAUCCAGAAGGCUUAUGAUAUUGGACUUUUUCCAGGAUUUUAUAUAUAAAUUUAGAUCUAAGACAGAAUAGGAAUAACAGUAAAGGACUUUUAAGGGGGUUGUAUUGUACUUACCAUGUUAUAUGAUGUCUACAUAUAAUACAGUUUAGUUUUUAUGACCAUUUUUCGCCAUCUCUAACCCCUAGCAGGCUGUUUUUAUCUAUUUAUUGAUUUGCUGUUGUACCUAAAACUGCAGAAAGUUUACAUGUGAAAUGAAGUACAGUGCUUUGCUGCACUUUUAAUAUCUGACUGCGGGUUUGCUGUCAAGUCCAAUAUCAUUUUUAACAGCCCCAUUCACAUGUUUUCAUCUGACAUCAUAAAGCUAGGGAGGAAACUAAGUUUCAAUAAAAUUAUUCCCCCUGCAAUCAAAAUGUAAGGUUUUUUAGCUUUUAGUAUGAAUAUGUUGAAGCCUUAAGGUUAUGAAUAAGCUGCUGUGUUCCAAAACAAUGACAAAAUUCGCAUUUAGGAGAUAUAAGCAUUCAAAACUGUACAGUCUCUCACUUCCACUAAAAUGGAUCAUUGAUUUUCAUGACAUCAGACAUGGACUUAAGCUUCUCAUCAAAUCUUCUGUCCAAUCAAAUGCUCUCUAGAAUCUUAAGUCCCGCCCCCUCCUACGCUAUAAACAGACAAGCUGCGGCUGGUCAUUUGUUCACACAUUUACUAGUUUCUAUAUGGUGAAUGGCACAUAGUGCACUAUAUAGAGGAAUAGGGAAUGAUUCAGACAGUGUAAAUAUGCUUUCCAUUGACGCGAUUGAAGUCCGUUGUCGCAUUAGUGUCACGUGAACCCCUGCAGCGCGAGCACAGUCUGCUCCGGUCCAGAGCACAGAGCGAUCAUACGCGUGAGUCGGAAUAGACCACAAAACGUUUGGACACAUUUAAAUUCUACAAACAAUGCUAUAUUUUAAAGCAAUAUUGAGGAGAAACGGUUAGAGAUUAUGAGGAAAAUUGGGUUUUACGAGCUUAACAGCUCUGGCCGAGCUGUGAUCUAGACGAAACGCUAUUGGCUAUUUUGAAAAGUGGAGGGGCUUCUAGAUAUAUCCUGUCGUGUCUAGCUGUUUCAUUGGAAAUUACGUCAACACAGUGAAUAAAUCUGCGCGUUCCAAGGCACUUAAGUGGGCUCAACCUACUGUAGAGGAGGAGCAAACAAAGUCAAAAUAUCAAACUUUAGAAGAAAGGUCCAACACUCAUAAUAAAUAAAUGAAUCCACGUUAAACAUGAUACAUACAUUUAAUAAUAAAUGAAUCCAUGAAUUCUGUUAAUGAGAAGACAUUUUGAGAGUCACAGUUUUCAUACUAUAUACACUAAUUAUAUUUCAAAUGGUCAGGGAAAAUUUUAUUCCUUUUUUUACACAACAGAUACACUAUAAAAGAGGGAAAAAAGGCAAAUAAAGGGAAAACAGGAAAAAAAAAUUCCCCAUGAUAUGAGCAUGCAUUUGCACUCAGGGAUGUUUUUAUGACUAGUGUAGCUUAGCUGUUCAAAUUACAUGGGGGAAAAAAAUGCAUUUACUACAUCUUAAAAAAAUAAAACUAAUCUUUUCAGAGCUAAAUUUUAGUCUUAAAAGCAUGGAAACAAAAAGGUAAAUGUAAUACUGAUGUCUGCCAGCAGGUGGAAGCAGUGAACGUUCAUAAACUGAGAUCUCUGUGCACUGGAGAUGACACAAAUUAAACUGUCCUAGUUGUUCUCAGUUGUUAUAUAAAAGAAUUAUUGUAAUAGUUUUGCUAACAUACAAUGAAGUAUAUUUUUGUGAACAUUCUGUAAACUAUGCUGUUACUUUAUUUUUGAAUUUGAAAAUGAAUUUUCAAAUUUAGAUUAGACUGGGUGUGUUUUAGAUAUAUAUGGGAGGCAUCAUGGAUUCAAACACAAAUUGCAUCUAAUGUGAACUGUUUAGAGCUACACUUAAUUUUGAACAGGACUCUGCUGAAGUCUUCACUGUGUCGCUCGUAAACAAUACUAAUAAAUUAUGUAUUGCUUUGUCUUUAUCUUAUUCAUAAAAUAAAGUUGCA
This is a messenger RNA of Ctenopharyngodon idella (grass carp), 5220 nucleotides long. RefSeq names its product vomeronasal type-2 receptor 1. Gene Ontology annotation, molecular function: olfactory receptor activity; G protein-coupled receptor activity. The record is from RefSeq and is a predicted model, not a curated record. Gene Ontology annotation, biological process: G protein-coupled receptor signaling pathway. Lineage: Eukaryota; Metazoa; Chordata; Actinopteri; Cypriniformes; Xenocyprididae. Gene Ontology annotation, cellular component: membrane.